UAAAUUUUAAAUUAAAAAUAAAAAUAUUAUUCAACUCGCCUAAAAGUAGACCGUCCAUAUCAAAAAUUACAUGUGUCACAGGUGAGUAAUUGGUCAUUUUCAGAUAUUAUCAACAAUUCGUGUACCGGUGUUGCCGUCAUUAAAGCUAUUACACACAUAAUGAAACUGUGAUGUUUUAAUCUCCACAGUUUCUCGUGUAGUCAAAAAUAUGUUAUAUAACCUUUAGGCUAUAAUUACAAUGUACAAGAUAAAAAAUACAUUGGUCGUUUAAAAACAGUUUAUAUAAAUGUAAAAGAAGGCUUCGAGUGAUCGAUGGCGAAAUCUAGAAACGGUCUAACGGCCGUAGGUCUUUCAGUGUUAGGCACUUUUUUUGUUCUGCUAGCGUUUUGCACUAAAAAUUGGUUGGUCACGGACGGCAAGUUGGAACAUCCAAAAUUCGAAAGGAUCGGUCUAUGGGUGGUUUGUUUUAAAGACUUUGAAGACAGUCAUCAUUGGUAUGACACUAAAUUUGGCAACUGCUGGUGGGUGUUUGAAGAAGAAUAUUAUAUCAUUUACGAUGUACUAUUUAAAGGCUUUUAUAUAGCUGUACAGUUCUGGUUCUCCGUUUGCGUUCUUUUAACAAUAUGUGGUUUAUUCUACACCACUCUUUACAUGUACUUGAAUAGAUCAGUAGAGCGUUAUGUACAUAUAUUGUUCACAGCCGGAGGAAUUUAUUUAGCCGCCGCCAUAACCAGCACUAUCGCUUUGAUUUUGUUCGGAAUUAAUGGUGAUAGUAGGGUAUGGAUGCCAAACUGGGAACACAAUGAUGUCGGUUGGAGUUACGGAGUUGCCGUCGCUGGCACCAUCAGCCUUUAUGUUAGCGGUAUUUUGUAUAUUAUAGAAGGGCGGGUUCAUAAAAUCAAACGUGAAAAGAUGGCUAGUCAAAGGGCUCAUUACGACUAUGACAUUGAGGAUCAUAAACAGUCGUCACAUACUGAUAUUUAAAUUAUUUAAAUAUAAAAUCACCAUACGAUGAAUCUCUUUUUAAGAAUUAUUGACCAACUGGAAAUCAUCCGUCCAUUUAUUUAUUUUUUAUAAGGUUACAUUUGUAUUAUUAAUUGUUUUAAGAAUAUAUAAACUAUUAUAUAUAUUAUAUUAAGCAUGUAUUAUUAUUGUAUUUAAGUAUCAGUUAAAAAAAAACUGUUAUCUGAUUAACUAUUCUAGAUAUCAUAUAUAAUAUUAUUUAUUAGUUAUUACUAUAAAAUAUGAAUAGCAAACUUGAUGUCUAAUA
Adelges cooleyi (spruce gall adelgid) is the source of this 1270-nucleotide messenger RNA. RefSeq lists its product as uncharacterized. The coding region runs from base 313 to 984 and encodes 223 amino acids. Gene Ontology annotation, biological process: regulation of tube size, open tracheal system; septate junction assembly. Lineage: Eukaryota; Metazoa; Arthropoda; Insecta; Hemiptera; Adelgidae. The record is from RefSeq and is a predicted model, not a curated record. Gene Ontology annotation, cellular component: membrane; septate junction. The transcript is spliced from 6 exons.